CAUUUAAUUAAUAUCCAUAGACAUAUACACUUAAAGAGUUGGACUUUUACACACAUCAAAGUAAAAAUACAUAGUUACUACAGUAAUUACCUCAACUUCUGCAAUGAAGAUGUUGAGUUCUACUAGUAUGUGGAAAUCUAGCAUACUCCACCAACAAAUUCAAGGUAGUAAAGUUUUCUCAAGGUGGCCAUUUCAGCAGUAUGUUGUGAGUAUAAUUUUUUUAUUUAACCUUUAUGCACCUAACAGGUUGGAAAAUGCACCCCAAAAAAGAAAGUGUCUGAACUAGACCAAUAUGUUUUUCUGAAACUUAAACAUGUCCUUUUGCUGAUAGAAUACUACAAAAUUAAAAAUAUAUACUCCCCCCUUCCUGAGCCAGGAAGAACAUCUAUUACUAAAGUGAAAGUGAAUCAUUUGUCAACCUCUGAAAGUUUCUGCCUGCCACGUUUGAAAGCUGUGUCGACUGUUAGAAUCAACACCAUCAAAGUUUGCAGUUUAUUCCACAUCCUGUACUGAGACAUGGCUAAUCGUGAAGUCUCUGGAAUGGAUAUUAUAAUAACAAAUAAGAUGAAACUCAUUGACUGGCUUCGAGUAGAUCCAACGUACAUUCUUCAACAUCUGCAUUGUAAAGGCAUUAUCAAAGAAAGGGAGAGAUCAAAGCCUUAUGAGUGUCCCAGAGCCGGAGAAUAAAGUCAUCAAACUGCUUGAUAAGAUCAUUGGCAAAAAGGAAAAAAUAUGUCUCCAGUUCCUUGAUACUCUCAAAGAACUUGAUGUGAAUGAAGUCUACCCGGAACUUCAGCAGUGGAUAACCACCUUAGACUUACCAGCUCAACAGGAUAACUUCCCUCAGCAUUGGGAUACCAAGCCAGCCACCACUUCUGUCCGCCUCCACCUUAUCCAUCCAGGAAGCUCAGAGUAUAAUGAAGUCCAAGGCCUGUUUCGGAAUACUUGUCCAGACAAGGAAAUUGAAAAAAUUGAAAGGGUCCAGAACCCAAACUUGUGGAAAAGCUUCCAGAUCAAGAAACAAGACAUCAAUGACAGGAAUGAUGGCAUUCUCAAUGAGAGACGUCUUUUCCAUGCAACCAGUCACACAACCAUAGCUCACAUCAACGACCACGGGUUCAAUCGGAGCUACGCUGGAAAAAAUGAUGCACUGUAUGGAAAUGGCACCUACUUUGCAGUCAAUGCCAGCUACUCUGCUGAUGAUGAAUUCUCCAAGCCGGAUGGUGAAGGGAGGAAGUUGAUGUACUUGUGUCGUGUUCUGACUGGACACUUCACAAAGGGAGAACCAGGGAUGAUAGAACCUCCAUUUAAAGACGGUUCAGUGAUUCGGCGCUACGAUAGUACGACAAACGACCCAUCUAAUCCAACAGAGUUCGUAGUCUUCCACGACUGUCAGGCAUAUCCAGAGUACUUGAUCACUUUCUUAAGGGUCUAGAGCAACUGUUAUCACUCAAAACCACUCUUGGAAAUCCAUUGUUAAAAUCUAGUUUUGAGACCAGCAAAAAUAACCAAAAGAAGUUCCCAUUUUCCUUGAAUGUCUUGCUUACAUUGCUAAAUCAUUAAGCUUCAACUUUUCCUACACACGCACAUUAGUACAUUAAUCUUAUAAUCACUCGGUUAUACAUUUUCAGGGUGAAAUCAUUUAGUCAAAACUUUAAUCAUAUCAUUUCCAUUACAGUUGUGUUUUGUGUGAAUGUGUAGAAUACGUAAAUGUAACCCAAACACAGUUCCAUUGUGAUAAUUGCAUUGUUACUGUAUCUGUGUUUCAUAUCAUAAACACGUCUCACCCUGCAAGAGAAAUAAUUUCAGGAAGAUGAAGCCACCAUUUGAAUUAAACCUGUUAGACCACCAAAACAUCAUUGAUGGUUAAGGGCUUGUAAGUAAGCAUUUCACUGUAAGGUCCACACUUGUUGUAUUUGGCACAUGUGACAAAUACAAUUUAAUUUGAUUUUGAUUUGAUUUGUAUUACACAUAGAUCUACUGAACAUUAUUCAUAAUAACGUAAGAAAGUAAGAAAGAAGAAAGAAAGCAGGAGACAUUUGCUUGGUGAAUACUUGUGUAUUCUCCAUGUAAUGGUACACUGUAGGGUCAUAUUGUACCUGCAAAUGCUUACUGUCAAUGUCAGCUUACAAAGGCUCCAGGUUUGGUCCCUCCAGGUACUCCCAUCCAUGCAUACCUUGGAGAUGAAGUGAAUAGAUGUUUAAUAGCUGUGUUGAACGACUACAGAACCACAAUGGCUCACACAUCAACAGCUCCUCCAUUUACAAAGUCAAAUAUAUUACAGCUAGGCAGCUGCUAUUGAUCCUGACCAUUAGUUGUUUUAUCUGUACUGGCAAACCCUGCAUUUUUUUGAAUAGUUGAUUUUCGCUGUAGUAAGGUGAAUUAAAUAGACACACUGAUAUCAGUCCGUUAAAAUACAACUUGAGCUCUUGUUGUGGUGUGUAUGGUUUUAAACCACUAGAGGUCCAUAGAGUCAAAGGUCUGCUUUGUAUUUCAUAAACAAAACAAAACAGGUUAGAAAUUCAUGAGAUCUUGUUGUUAAAAGCGUUUUUUAAUUGUGAUCGAAACGAAGACUUAUAGUGUGGACACAUCCUUUCAAUGACCAAUGAUGACCCUUUGAAUAAUGACCCUGUAUUCAGAAAAUGUACUGUGUGAAAUAACUGUCCUGGUGCUCAGAGUCUCAAAAACAUGAGAUCCAUUGUCAAUAAAAUUGAAAUACAUUUUAAAAUAAAA
Messenger RNA from Salmo salar (Atlantic salmon), 2733 nucleotides. RefSeq names its product protein mono-ADP-ribosyltransferase PARP15-like. The record is from RefSeq and is a predicted model, not a curated record. Gene Ontology annotation, biological process: protein poly-ADP-ribosylation; negative regulation of gene expression. Lineage: Eukaryota; Metazoa; Chordata; Actinopteri; Salmoniformes; Salmonidae. Gene Ontology annotation, molecular function: transcription corepressor activity; NAD+ poly-ADP-ribosyltransferase activity. Gene Ontology annotation, cellular component: cytoplasm; nucleus.